Messenger RNA from Serendipita indica DSM 11827, 3594 nucleotides. The record is from the annotation of a GenBank genome assembly. Lineage: Eukaryota; Fungi; Basidiomycota; Agaricomycetes; Sebacinales; Serendipitaceae.
AUGAGCGACUAUGACGAUUAUUUUGACUCCAUAGAUGAACAGGCACUUGCUGAGCUCGACGUCGUCGAAGCAACACUCAACUCGUGCGAAAUAGCGCCACGCCCGCCAGUGAAAAGCGCGUCAAACAAACCACGAAUAUCGCAAGCAAGCAUGGAUUCAGAAUUCGGUGACCUGACGCUCGAUUUGGACGACAUGGACGCGCUUGAGGCUGCCGUGAGCAGGCCCAAAGCAGACUCCACCUCGCGACCUGGACAGUCGUUCAAUCGAACGAUCAGUGGAGCAAACGAUGGUUGGGGUUUCCAUACGGACUCAGGAGGAUCGCUUCAAACGGAUUUGCAUGGCAACAUCCUCAUUUCUGAGGAGCUCGAGGAGCCAGCAAGGCAGCAACGGCCUCGUGUGCCUCUGCUCGGACAGAGGCUCCGGAAAACCAAAGUUUGGGAUCAGACUGCAUUUGCAAAGACAGGGUGGAGGAGUACAAAGCCUCCAAAAGGAAAAGGAAAGGCGCGAAACGAUGAUGGGGAAGAAGCAGAGGACGAGAUAGAUGCAUCUGCUCUUCCAAGCGCUGAUUUCUCCCUGCGACCUGCAACAUCGAUGCAUCUCGAACCUGAUAGAAUCUCGAUGAGAGAGUGGAUCUAUCCACUUAACAGAGACAAACGAGAAUACCAAUUCAACAUCGUCAAGGCCUCCCUGUUCGAUAACUGCCUUGUCGCUAUUCCAACAGGAUUGGGGAAGACAUUUAUCGCUGGUUGUGUGAUGCUUAACUACUAUCGUUGGUUUCCUGAAGGCAAAAUUAUCUUCGUUGCACCAACGAAGCCACUCGUAGCGCAACAGAUCGAAGCCAGUCACGAAGUAUGUGGAAUUCCAGGUACAGAUGCGAUAGAACUUACGGGACAAACCCCACGCGACGUCCGACAAGUCUUGUGGAAAACAAAACGCGUCUUUUACAUGACGCCUCAGACCCUUGUGAACGAUUUGGCGAAUCAACUCGUGGAUCCAAAGCACAUCAUCCUUCUCGUUGUCGACGAAGCGCACAAAGGAACCGGAGACUACGCCUAUACGCAGAUUGUGCGAUUCAUGAUGGCCACUAAUCCUUUCUUUCGGCUUCUCGCCCUCACAGCGACACCUGGAGGCAAGCCAGAAGCGGUACAAGUCAUCGUCGAUUCGAUGCAUAUCAGCCACAUUGAGAUACGCAACGAAGAAAGUAUGGAUGUUCGUCAGUAUAUGCAUCACAAGACUAUCCGAGAGCAUGUCGUCGUAUUCGAUGGAGAGCUCCUCAAGAUUCGAGAGCUGCUGCUGAAGGUCAUGGAUCGGGUGCUUGGUCCGCUGCGGGCCAAGGGCAUCCUAUUUUAUCACGACCCUGCUAUGGUUAGCGCAUUCGUUUGUCAAAGCGCCAUGGGCAAAUUGGACAACCGGAGCGAAGGGUGGGCCUACAAGCCUUUGAGUGACCUCGGAGCACUGGCACGUGCUUAUGGCUAUCUCAUGGAACACAGCGUCGAGAUGGCAUAUAACUCACUUCAAGAUUUCGCCAAUGGUGUCAAGAAGAGCAAGCCUGGUUCCAAGCAACAGAACACUAAGCCAAGCAAGGUGGCACAAGAUCCAAAUUUUGUUGCCUGUAUCAACGAGAUUGAACGUCAGCGCGACUUCAAGAAGGCAUUUCCUACUCAUCCAAAGAUGGAGAAGCUGCGCACACUGGCCAUUCAACAUUUUGCAAAUGCAGAGAUUGUCGAAGAGGACAAAGUUCUACCUGGGGAGCAGCCAGCAAAAUCAAGCACCAAAAUGAUUGUCUAUUGCUCGUUCAGGGAGUGCGUUGACGAGAUCACAGCCAUGCUGAACGAGCAGCAACCCAUGAUACGAGCCCACCGGUUCAUUGGUCAAGGAAUAGAUAAGCGGGGUGCCAAGGGAGUUUCACAAAAGGAACAAUUGGCCGUCAUCAAAGACUUCUCGGCAGGCAAAUACAAUGUCAUUGUGUCGACCUCAAUUGGGGAAGAAGGUCUGGACAUUGGAGAAGUCGAGUGCAUCGUCUGUUAUGACGCUCAGAAGACAGCUAUUCGCUCUCUGCAAAGAGCUGGGCGCACAGGCCGUAAAAAGGCUGGCGUUGUCGAGGUUCUCCUCACAAAAGGACGAGACGACAGGAACUGGGCUACAGCUACCGCCGCAUACAAAGAGGUCCAACAAUCCAUUGUACGCGGGACGGACUUGGAGCUGUAUGGCGACGUCCCACGGUUGCUGCCUGACAACGUUGAGCCCAAAUGCAUUGAGAUGAGGAUGGAGUGCAUCCCAUAUGUCCGCGAUGAGCCGAAGCGUCGAGGUUCCGGAAACACAUCACGAAAAUCAUCUUCCAAAACGAAUGCGACUAAACAACCUGGCUCGCGCAAGCGUGUGCGCGAAGAGAUUCAAGAGGUUGAAGAAGAGCAGGAGGCAGAAGAGGACGACCCAAGCUCUCCAAAGAGAAAAAAGAAGUUUGUGGCGACAGAUGACGAUGACGAAGAGUUACUCCAACCGAAAAGACGUACAAACAAGAAGGCUUUGGCAUCGACCAAGCAUAAAAACUCUGCACCUCGCUCUUCCGUCCCGAUGACCAGCUUUGUAUCAGCGAGAAUGCUGGCUCAAGAGGACGAUGAAGACUCUGAUAACGAUGCACUGGACAAACUUGUCGCAAAACAUACCCAAGGCGACAGUAUCAAACCCUCCAAACCCUCCAAGGCGCAAAAGAAAGCGAUCCCCAAACAAAUUCCAACUAAGCCAGCCGCGAUGAACUGGCUGCUGGAUUCAGACUCUGAUGAAAGUGAUCCGCCACCAAAACCACAACCCAGAAAUACGGUGGCUGAACAGAAUGUACCCAUCGACCUGACAGAGACCGAAGAGUCUGAUGUCGAAUUGAUCGAGGAGGUGCAGAUCUCGCCACCCAAAUCCCGUCCAACUGUCUCAAACGUCAACCGUAGACUGGUCGCGAAGGAUGUGAAUACUUCAUCUCCUGAAGCUUCUUUCCUACUCGAAAAGCCUGCGAAAAGAAGAGUUUUGCCGCCGCCGCCAGCAGACGAUUCUCUGGAGCUUUCGUCCCCAGUCAUCCGAAGACUCAGGAGAAAGGGAGACGAAGGCGACAGGAGGCUCAUGCCACCACCCCGUGCUCCUGGCGCAGCUACUGCUGAUACAAACUCCAAGGCGCGUGGUUCGGGCGUAAAGUAUUCAGUACUAGACAAAAACGAGUUCCUGGAGAUGGAAGCACAACACUCUGGAGACGAAGUCGACGCAGGAUCAUCCGACUCGGAUGGCAUUGCGCAUAGCUCUGAUAUCGAAUGGCUAGUAGACACAUCGGGAACACAGGCCCCAUCUGGAUACGAGCAGAGUGUGAUUUACAGGCAAAGCCUCCUCACCCAGGCACCGAACAAUGCAGCCCCAGUUUUUGCUUCGCGACCCGUCAAGACGGGUUUCCUGGGUAGAGGCCGCGCUUCUAUCGGAGAGCCGAGGAGAUACGGCGCCACGGGGUCAUCACCAAUGAGAAGCAGUGACAUAGAUAAUUAUUCUCUGGGCAGUUUCGUUGUAGAGGACGACGACCAGAUACUCGAGGCCUCUAGUCAAGAUGACGAUUUAUAA